AUGAACACAACGAGUAGAAACUUGUUUGGUUUUAAAACUUAUAAUUAUAAUCUUUUAUAUGCAAUUUUAUGAGUGAAUAAUUCACUGAGGGGCUAUCAUGGUUGACAUUAACAAAUAUUUAGAGAGACAGCUAGAACUUGCAAAACAGAGAGUUGUAAAUAAAAAUAAAAAGGAUAAUAUUUCGCAAAAAAGUAAAGCCGCUGCUGAAGUUAUAUCUAAGAGGCAAUCAAAACAGUUUUCAAAACAGCCUACUAUUAAAGAAUCAGAGAAGCAUGUACCAGAGCCAGUGCCGACAACUUCGAGAGAGAGAAAAACAACGGUUUCUACAGAAAAUGAAUCCGAUGAGGAUUAUCUACCUUCCGAAGAAGAUGCUGAUGACGAAAUCAUUACCACAACAGUUGGAGGACCAUCUACCUCAUUUGUCUCACGAAAUAAAAAGAACCUCAAGAGAAUUGUGGAUGAUGGAGACUCAGUUUUUUACAAUGAGAGAAUAGAAACAUGGAAGAAAAACUUGGCGGCUGCUAAAUUAGGAAAUUAUGAGGGUGAUACUAUGACAGCUGAUGUACAAUAUGUGUUAGAAGGUAACAAGGAUCCAGAAGAACCUCAUGAAUUACAGAAUGGCCUUUGUGUACCUAACUACAUCUGGAGACAGUUGUACAAGUUCCAGAAAAUUGGUGUCAAAUGGUUGUGGGAACUCCAUCAGGUAGAUUCAGGAGGAUUGCUUGGUGAUGAAAUGGGUUUAGGUAAGACUAUACAGAUUAUUGCAUUUUUAGCAGGCUUGUCAAAAAGUGACCUUGGAUCUUGGGGAGGAUUGGGCCCUACUAUAAUUGUAGCCCCAGCAACAGUGAUUUACCAGUGGGUUUCCCAUUUUCACUUUUGGUGUCCACAUUUAAGAGUAGUUGUCCUUCAUCAUACUGGUUCUCAUGUGGGUAAUCAUAACCAACUGAUCCGAGAUCUACAUACAGCACAUGGAAUCCUUUUAGUGACAUAUGCUGGCAUAGUGAAAUACACUCAAGAUCUGACUGCCCGUAAAUGGCAUUAUAUUAUUUUAGAUGAGGGUCAUAAAAUUCGGAAUCCUGACACACAAGUCAGUAAGUUAGUUAAGAAGUUUCAAACUCCUCAUAAGAUACUUAUAACAGGUUCUCCCAUGCAGAACAGUUUACAAGAGCUGUGGUCUUUGUUUGACUUUAUGAGACCUGGACUUUUGGGCACUUAUACUGUUUUUAUGGACCAUUUUGCUACUCCAAUCACACAGGGAGGAUAUGCUAAUGCUACAGAAUAUCAGGAAGCUACUGCACUAGAAAUUGCAAAGGCCUUAAAGACAAUUAUCACACCAUACAUGCUGAGAAGAACAAAAGCUGAGGUUCAAAGUCAUAUAAAACUUCCUGAGAAGAAUGAACAGGUUUUAUUCUGUGCAUUAACUCAAGAACAGAAGGAUCUCUAUAUGGGAUACCUCACUGGUAGCACUGUAAGAAGCAUCUUAGAUAAAGACAAUAAAUAUGGAGACCCUUUAAGAGCCAGGAUAUUAGUUGCUUUAUGUACUUUGAGGAAAAUUUGUAAUCACCCUGACUUGUAUCUUUAUGAGGCACAUGAAGAAUGUGAUGAAAUUGAUCAAGAAAGAUUCGGUAACUAUAAGAGAUCUGGAAAAAUGACUGUAGUCAAUUCUUUACUCAAGAUUUGGCAGAAACAAGGUCACAGAGCUUUAAUAUUUUCUCAAUCUAGAGGUAUGCUUUGCUUAUUAGAGCAAUAUUUACAAGUUCAACAAUUUAAAUAUUUGCGUAUGGAUGGCUCGGUGAAUGUUGGACAGAGACAGAAUAUGAUCAAAACAUUUAAUGAAAACCCUGAAUAUUUAGUGUUUCUGGCUACAACUAGAGUUGGGGGCUUAGGUGUUAACUUGACUGGAGCUGACAGAGUUAUAAUUUAUGAUCCUGACUGGAAUCCAGCCACUGAUGACCAAGCAAAAGAAAGAGCUUGGAGAAUAGGCCAGAAUAGAAAUGUUACAGUUUACAGAUUAUUAUCUGCUGGUACUAUUGAGGAAAAAAUAUAUCAGAGACAGAUUUUCAAACACUUUCUGAGUAAUAAGAUAUUAAUCGAUCCUAAUCAGAAGAAUGUGUUAACUACUAGUACUCUUCAAGGCUUGUUUACUCUUGAAGAACUAAACUGCGAAGGAGAUACUGAAACUGCAUCUCUUUUUAAACACACCAAAGUCAAUGUUGAUCAUAAUGCAAAAAGUAAGAAGAACAAUAAUGAAGAGGCUAGUGGAAGUAUUUCAAGUUCCAAGAAAAAAUUAGAAGCCAUGAAAAGGUUGGCAAGAGAAAUUAGUAAAAAGAUUUCAAAAGAAAAACAGCUAACCGAAGAUAAAAAAGAAGAAAAGGAUCCUAGAGAAGAGUAUAAAAAGAAACGAGAGCUGCUAUUAAACCCGCCUAAAGUAGAAGUACCUGAAAUAAAUUUAGUUGAUGAUCAAGUUACUGAUGUACCAUUUGAUCAUGUAUUAUCUGAAUUAGAUAUCGUGAACAUGCACGCGAAAAAGGAUUAUGAAGAAAAUCUAUUGAAACAUGUUUUGAAAAACCAAGAAAAUGCUGAAGAUGAUGAUCACGGUGAUAAAGAGAUUCCUGAAAAUGAAACAUGUGAUGGUCAAGCACAAGAAAAUAUAUCCAAAGAACAAUCUGUGAAAGAAAAAUCACCAGAGCGUGAUAAAACUAGUAUUUAUCAAGAAGUUGAUAAAACACGCAAAAGAAAACAUUCCCCAGACCCAGAAAUAAGCGUUGAAAAUCUGGUGGCAGUUAAAAAGGUUAAAAAGAAAAAGAAUAAAAAAGAAAAGGAGAAACAAACUGAUGACGAUGAUUACGUACUGAGUAAACUUUUUGCUAAAGCCAAUGUAAAGAGUGCAUUACAACAUGAUGUUGUGGUUGGCUUAGCUGAAAAAGAGAAACGGCAUAAGAUCAAAGAGGAUGCAGUAAAGAAAGCAAAAGAUGCAGUCAGAGCUAUUAGAUUUUCUUCCAAAUGAAUCACAUCCAUG
This is a messenger RNA of Spodoptera exigua (beet armyworm), 3019 nucleotides long. The record is from the annotation of a GenBank genome assembly. Lineage: Eukaryota; Metazoa; Arthropoda; Insecta; Lepidoptera; Noctuidae.